This is a messenger RNA of Anguilla anguilla (European eel), 6365 nucleotides long. Its product is annotated as regulator of nonsense transcripts 1-like. Gene Ontology annotation, molecular function: RNA binding; DNA binding; RNA helicase activity. Lineage: Eukaryota; Metazoa; Chordata; Actinopteri; Anguilliformes; Anguillidae. Gene Ontology annotation, biological process: nuclear-transcribed mRNA catabolic process, nonsense-mediated decay. The transcript has 24 exons. Gene Ontology annotation, cellular component: cytoplasm. Bases 233 to 3529 code for a protein of 1098 amino acids. The record is from RefSeq and is a predicted model, not a curated record.
UUUGCGCUUUGUGGCGCUAGGAAGGUGCGUCACAGCUUGGUGUGGGAGUUGAGGCUCGGGAAGCUGCUGUUUUGAGUUUAAUUUUUAAUCAGUUCUAAUUAUUUUCUGGGUUCAUAUUUAUCACGGAACCAGGGGCCAUUCCUAUCCGUGGCGGAAGAGCUGGUUUUUGGGACGACUUGUGGUUUAUACCCACAUAAGACGACUGCGUAAAACUACCGUUGGUUGUGUAGAGAUGAGCGUGGAGGCGUACGGGCCAAGCUCGCAGACUCUCACCUUCCUGGACACCGAGGAAGCGGAGCUGCUCGGAGCUGAUACCCAGGGAUCGGAGUACGAGUUUACCGACUUCACUCUGCCCAGCCAGACCCAAACCCAGGGCCAUACGCAGAGUCAGCUGGACAACCAGGUUAUCGUUACUGACGGGCUUCUGCAGAACGGCGGUCUUGACGAUGCGAUCUCCAAGAGCAGCCAGCUCCUGGCCGAGCUCAACUUCGAGGAGGAUGAGGAGGACACGUAUUACACCAAGGCUCUCCCCGUGCACGCCUGCAGCUACUGUGGAAUCCAGGACCCUGCGUGUGUGGUCUACUGUAACACCAGUAAGAAGUGGUUCUGCAACGGUCGGGGAAACACCUCUGGCAGCCACAUUGUGAACCACCUGGUCAGGGCCAAGUGUAAGGAGGUGGCGCUGCACAAGGACGGGCCGCUGGGCGAGACUGUGCUGGAGUGCUACAACUGCGGCUGCCGCAACGCCUUCCUGCUGGGCUUCAUCCCCGCCAAGGCCGACUCCGUGGUGGUGCUGCUCUGCAGGCAGCCGUGUGCCAGUCAGAGCAGUCUGAAGGACAUUAACUGGGACAGCUCGCAGUGGCAGCCGCUGAUCCAGGACCGCUGCUUCCUGUCCUGGCUGGUGAAGAUCCCGUCUGAGCAGGAGCAGCUGAGGGCCCGCCAGAUCACCGCCCAACAGAUCAACAAGCUGGAGGAGCUCUGGAAGGAGAACCCCGGCGCCACGCUGGAGGACCUGGAGAAGCCGGGCGUGGACGAGGAGCCGCAGCACGUGCUGCUACGCUACGAGGACGCCUACCAGUACCAGAACAUCUUCGGCCCGCUCGUCAAGCUGGAGGCCGACUACGACAAGAAGCUCAAGGAGUCCCAGACCCAGGACAAUAUAACUGUCCGCUGGGACCUGGGUCUGAAUAAAAAAAGGAUCGCUUAUUUCACACUUCCCAAGACGGACUCAGGUGACAUGCGGCUGAUGCAGGGGGAUGAGAUCUGUCUGAGGUACAAAGGAGACCUGGCUCCUCUGUGGAAGGGCAUCGGCCACGUCAUCAAAGUUCCAGAUAGUCUUCCUCAGCGGCGCGCCUCAGACUACGGGGAUGAGAUCGCCAUCGAGCUGCGGAGCAGCAUGGGCGCCCCCGUGGAGGUCCCCCACAACUUCCAGGUGGAUUUCGUGUGGAAGUCCACCUCCUUCGACAGGAUGCAGAGUGCACUGAAGACCUUUGCUGUGGAUGAGACCUCAGUCUCUGGGUACAUCUACCACAAGCUGCUGGGGCACGAGGUGGAGGACGUGGUGAUCAAGUGCCAACUGCCCAAACGCUUCACUGCCCACGGCCUGCCCGACCUCAACCACUCCCAGGUGUACGCUGUGAAGACGGUGCUGCAGAGACCCCUCAGUCUCAUCCAGGGACCCCCUGGAACAGGGAAGACCGUCACCUCGGCAACCAUCGUAUACCACCUUGCCCGGCAGGGAAACGGCCCCGUGCUGGUUUGCGCUCCCAGUAACAUCGCAGUGGACCAGCUGACUGAGAAGAUCCACCAGACGGGCCUGAAGGUGGUGCGUCUCUGCGCCAAGAGCCGGGAGGCCAUCGACUCGCCCGUCUCCUUCCUGGCCCUGCACAACCAGAUCCGCAACAUGGACAGCAUGCCGGAGCUGCAGAAGCUGCAGCAGCUGAAGGACGAGACGGGCGAGCUGUCGUCUGCCGACGAGAAGCGGUACCGAGCGCUGAAGCGCGCCGCCGAGCGGGAGCUUCUCAUGAACGCGGACGUGAUCUGCGGGACGUGUGUGGGCGCGGGGGACCCCCGCCUGGCCAAGAUGCAGUUCCGCUCCAUCCUGAUCGACGAGAGCACGCAGGCCACCGAGCCCGAGUGCAUGGUGCCCGUCGUCCUGGGAGCCAAACAGCUCAUCCUGGUGGGGGAUCACUGCCAGCUGGGCCCGGUGGUCAUGUGUAAGAAGGCGGCCAAGGCGGGCCUGUCCCAGUCCCUGUUCGAGCGGCUGGUGGUUCUGGGCAUCCGGCCCAUCCGUCUGCAGGUCCAGUACCGCAUGCACCCCGCCCUCAGCGCCUUCCCCUCCAACAUCUUCUACGAGGGCUCCCUGCAGAACGGGGUGACCGCCGCCGACCGCAUCAGGAAGGGCUUUGACUUCCAGUGGCCGCAGCCGGACAAGCCCAUGUUCUUCUACGUGACUCAGGGCCAGGAGGAGAUCGCCAGCUCCGGAACGUCCUAUUUGAACAGGACGGAGGCGGCGAACGUGGAGAAGAUCACCACGCGGCUGCUGAAGGCCGGAGCGAAGCCCGACCAGAUCGGCAUCAUCACGCCGUACGAGGGCCAGCGCUCCUACCUGGUGCAGUACAUGCAGUUCAGCGGCUCCCUGCACACCAAACUCUACCAGGAAGUGGAGAUUGCCAGUGUGGAUGCAUUCCAGGGCAGAGAGAAAGAUUUCAUCAUCCUGUCCUGUGUCAGAGCCAACGAGCACCAGGGCAUCGGCUUCCUCAAUGACCCGCGCCGCCUGAACGUGGCUCUCACCCGAGCCAGGUACGGGGUGAUCAUUGUGGGGAACCCCAAGGCCCUGUCCAAGCAGCCGCUCUGGAACCACCUGCUGAACUACUACAAGGAGCAGAGGGUCCUGGUGGAGGGGCCGCUCAACAACCUGCGUGAGAGCCUCAUGCAGUUCAGCAAGCCGCGCAAGCUGGUCAACGCCAUGAACCCCGGCGCACGCUUCAUGAGCACUGCCAUGUAUGACGCCAGAGAGGCCCUGAUCCCCGGCUCUGUAUAUGACCGCAGCACCACAGCGCGCCCGGCGAACAUGUACUUCCAGACGCACGACCAGAUGGGCAUGAUCGGGGCGGGGCCCAACCCGCUGGCCGGCCUGAACUUCCCCAUCCCCUUCAACCUGGUGAUGCCCCCCAUGCCCCCGCCCAGCCACCUGGGCAUGAGCAACGGCCCUGCCGCAGGGCGUGGCAUCAUGAAGGGGAAGGUGGGGCGUGGCGGGCGGCAGCGGAGCCGUGGCAUGGGUAACCACGGUAACAGCCAGGGCAGCCAGGACAUGGCGUCCCAGUCGGGCCCCCUCACCCAGGGCUUCAUCUCCAUGAGCCAGCCGUCCCAGAUGAGCCAGCCCGGCCUCUCUCAGCCCGAGCUGUCGCAGGACAGCUAUCUGGGCGACGAGUUCAAGUCCCAAAUGGAUGUGGCUUUGUCCCAGGACUCCACUUACCAGGGCGAGCGUGCGUACCAACACGGAGUGACGGGACUGUCACAGUACUAAAGCGCGGUGGGAAGUGGCGCUGGAGCUGAGCUUUAGUUGAUCAGCUUUUUAAUCUGGGUACUAUUAAAGAAAAAAACAAAAAAUGGAAACCUGUUUUCCACUGAAGCACCAAGUGUGUGAGGAGAGAGAGAGAGAGAGCGAGAGAGGGGGAGAGAAACCCAACCUGUCACAAGUAGAGGGGGAAAGAGAAAGGGACUGUUGGACAGGAAGAAAACUGGAGCGAAGAGAGAGAAGAGGCGGAGUCCCUGCUAGCGCAGAGACGGGCGAGCGCACGUGCGUGUGUGUGCGCGCACGCGUGUGUGUGUGUGUGUGUGUGCGCACGAGCGAGCACGCAGGUGUGUGGCCACACUGGGAGAGGAGGAGCAGACCUGAACGGGUCUCGCACCAGAAAGUGAGGAACAAAUAAAAGACCAUGACCCCCCCCCCCCCCAAUCGAACCCCCCUCCUGAAAAUGAUGGCCCCAUCCACUCAGUGGAGAGAGGGAUCGGGAAGGAGAGAUAGAGGAAGGGGGGAGGCUGUUCUCAGUCACACACAAGCUCGUUCCGUGACGUCCAUGGAGAGGAGGAGAGAGAGAGAAAGGAGGAAACACUGCUUGUGGUGAUGGUGGUUGAUAAAGAAACUUUUUACCUCAAAGUUGACGGGUUGCCACGUGGUGCAUUCUGGGGAUUCGCGAUCUGACCUACGCAGAAUGAGUGGAGGGACUUUCAACCGGCAGCCGUGAGUCCUCACACCGUGCCGAGCGGACACUGGCCACUGGCCAGCAAUCAGUCCACGUCAACUUUGAGCUGCAAAGGUUUCAGCGAGAGGCGUGCUUUCUGAAGGGGCGCGGUGAAGUGAGGGGGGCGCGGUGAAGGGAGGGGAGCGCGUCAGAAGCUCUCCGGCUUUGGGAUCGAGCCGAGGUGCGGAAGGGAAAGAAACUGUUUCCGUCUCAAGACCUGAAGUGGUGGACCUGGAGGAUCUGCUGUCGCUGUGAGACUUGCUUCUGAACAAACUGUCUUCUUGUAGAUUCAAAGGAAAAAAAAAAAGCGAGAGGUUUUUGGAGGGAGAAUCUUAGACAGCCAGAACCAGAGAAUUCUCUGCUAUUGUUAUUUCUCUUUCGCAAUUUUUCUUACAAUAUUAUCAUUAUUAUUAUUAUUAUUAUUGUUCUAAAAGUGGAGGAGAGAGCAGCCUAACGUAGGCUCGGGAAGUGUCUGUGUGUGCUAUUGAUACGUGUGUAUAUUGCUAUCCAGUUUAUUAUAUCCAGCAAUUAGACGGGUUUAUUGAUUAGAAACUAAGAGAAUUCUAAUUAAGGGAAGGUGGCAGUUCAGUGAGUUCCUGAAUUAAGUAGUGUAGGACUUUUUUUAAUUUGUAUUUGUAUUUUUUUUUUUGCUUUGUCUUUCUCUAGCUCAGAGAGGUGCUCUGAACCCAUAGGGCUAGUUCACUGAUAAAGCUUGAAACUGCCCGUGCGCUACACGAACGCCCCCUAGUGGAUGGUCUUGGAAUUAGACUAGACAUCAAAUGGAGGGGGAACCAAACCACUGACCUGAGCUCCUUUUUCUGAAUGACUUUCCCUGCUCAAGCCCCUGCUGAUGUUAAGCGCACCGUUCACACGCAAACACAAUAUCACCGAAAUUUACACGGGCUGUUUUCUCUGCAGGGAAACUGCUGCGUUGGGUUUUUGGAUUUUCUUUAUUUUUUCGGUUUUCGCAGCUGAUCUUUUUGUGUUUGUAUAUUCUAAGAGGGUAUCCCAUGAUGCUGUUGGGCUAAACGGUGAUUAAAAUGAUUAUCAUUCAGUGCCUAUAACUUGUCAAGACUGUUACUUACAAUAAGGUCUGUUCGCUCUGAAAAUCGUCCCCGCCUAUGAAUGGGAGGCCCCCUACGCCGGCCGUCUGCCACCUGCAGCACAACAUCCUGUUUGCGGCACCUUUUUAUCUUUAAAAAUAAAUAAAGUUUUUAUAGUUUUAAAUGGCCCGAAGGGCAACAGUAGAUUCCCAGGAAAAAUGAGGAGGUUUUGCUGGGUUCUCCCAGUCGGUUUCCUUCUGGAUUUACCAAACUUUUGAAAGUUCACGGACGGCCAGGAGAAGUAGCGCACGGACAGGCUGAGUGCGGUCUGCUGAAGUCACUUCCUGUUUAUCGGCUUUUUAAAAUGCGGGCAUUUCCUUGGUUGUUGUUUCAAUUCUCUACGCGUCUACCGUUGAUUUGGGGGCGCCCAGCCCCGCCCAGCCCCACCCAGCCCUGCCCCGCUUUGCCAUCUUGUGUUUUUCAGAAAUCGUGUUAAAGGUUUGGGGAGACUGAUGACUUGGAAGCUCUGGGGCUUUUGAGUAGGUCCACCCUGUGUCCGUGGGACCCAUCCUCCCAUGGGACCCAUUCCCCUGCGGGACCCUGUCCAUGGGACCCAUCCCCCUGCGGGACCCUAUCAGUGGGACCCAUCCCCCUGUGGGACCCUGUCCGUGGGGCCCAUCCCCCUGUACCCCUGCAGGCCCUAAUGACCAAAAGCAUGACACUGAAAACUUGUCAUUGGAGGGUAGGACUGACAGGUUGUCAUCAAGCAAACAUGCCGUUCUGCUGUGUGGGCAGGGGCCCCAUCCCAGGGGCAUCAAGCUCCCGGGUAGUUCAGGGUUACCCUCCUCCAGGGGCUCGUUUGGGACCUUUCUGUACCGUAAAUAUAGAUCCCUCUUUCCUGCCGGGCCUUCCUGCGGGGUGGUUCGAUGCAUUUUUGUUGUUACUCUCCUUGCCCUGAAAGAUUUAUUACUUUCAAUUUUAUUGUUUUUUUUUUUUUUUUGGUUUUUAACGCAAUGUAACCCUCUUAUCUCAUUCCUGUAAUAAUGAAACAAGAAAAAUAAAGAUUGCUUCUUUA